AUGAGCAUCCCGAUCCAGGCAACGCCGCCCGACUCCGAUGCCGCGUACAUCAUCGACCAACUCGAAGGCGAGCGUGUUAGUAUCCCGGGCAGCAAAGGUGUCUUCAGGAUCCUCGCUUCAUCCAAGCAGACCAGCGGAGGAAUCGCCGUUUUCUCAAGUGGAGCCGUGCUCUCAGAUGCCCCGGGCUUUCACUGGCACGCUGAGACCCACGAUAUCUUCCUGGUGACGAAGGGUUUCCUCAAGCUGUGGAAUGGGGACAAGUGCAGGAUUAUGGGGCCGGGAGACUUCGCAUACGUUCCACCAGUGAUCAUACACAACCCGGAACUAACUGGUCCUCACACCGAGAUGCUUGGACUGAUUGCCCCAGGCGACUGGGUCGACUUCUUCAGAUACGUGGGCGAGAAAUAUGAAGGUGUGAUCGUGCCCGAGUCGGACGACCGCGAUCUCAAGAGCCUGCUCAUCCCAAAGGUCAUGGCCGCCAAGGACCGAUUCGACGUCAACUUUGUUCGGGACUACAACCCUCCCGAGGUCGGCGAGUGGCGCGACGACGAGAAUGUCCUCCCCGAGCCUCUGACGCCCUACUUCUUGCGCGCAAACACCGGGCCGAGGCAGAUUCUUGGCGGCAUUCUCGGCAAGUUCGCCAUCUCCAGCAUCGAGUCUUCCAACCAGUAUGGCCAGUCUGCGUUUGCGCAGCAGUGGCUCACGUUCAAGAACGUACACCACUGCUUCGCAGUUCAGGAGGGAAUCCUGAAGGUCAGGCUCAGGGAGGAGAACUCGGACAGUUGGAAUGAGGUCAGGGAAGGGCAGACGCUGUUAGUGCCUGCGGGUAAGGCUUUCGUACUUGACUUUGGGAGCCGGUUCGUAAGAGCUAUCUCAUUCACGAAUGGGCCUGGGCUUGAGGAGGUGGUAAGGAUGGCGGGUUCUGAUUGCCUGACCGUUGUGCUGCCAGAAAAGCCAGCUGCAUAUGAAAAUAGCAAGCUUCAAGACGUUUUAGGGCAAGUUGGGGUGGUGGCCGAGAAUCUUUAG
Molecule: messenger RNA, 1026 nt
Organism: Diaporthe batatas
Lineage: Eukaryota; Fungi; Ascomycota; Sordariomycetes; Diaporthales; Diaporthaceae
Exons: 3
Coding region: 1-1026 (341 amino acids)
Source: RefSeq, a predicted model, not a curated record